AUUCCCGUCGCUAUAGUUACGUGAUGUAAAUAUGUAUAACACGUUGGAUUUGUGCUAAGAAUGACAUUACUUUGUACUUGUUACUUGACAGCUCGGAUCUAUUAGGCGUGCAGACAAAUAGGUCUACAGAGAAUUGCAUACAUUUUUUAAAAGAAAUAAUAUUGAACAAUGAUAUACAUGAUAAAAAAUAUAGAAUACAUUUUUUUAGUAACUUUAUACGAUUAAUACAUUAAUUUGAGUGAUAGAGAUAUGGCUGAGGAAAAGAAAAUAUGCUUGGACAAGAUAAAUGUAACAGUAGCAAAACAUACAGAUUAUCCAUCGCCGGAAAUACCGGAAACAUUAUCAUUUGCGAAGGAACAGAAGUUGAUACAAGAAUCUAUUGAUUCGUUGAUAAAAACUAUUCCGUACAAGCAUUGGCGUAAUUAUGUGAAGCCCACCGACGAUGUAAGCAGUACUUUUACACCUGGCAUGGAUCAUUAUCGAGCCAGGACCUUGAAACCUGGACAAUGGCAUCUUUUCGGUGCCGAUGGUGUACUCACAAAUCCUCCUCGCGUCUUCAUUGAACAACACAACGAGGAAGUUAAACGAAGAGCUGCUGCUAUGGCUGAGAAAGAACGCGAUUCGUUGCCUGAAAAUAUAGUAAGUUUAAAGGAUUUAGCGGACAGUACAUGGCUGAGGAAGAAGAACGAGAAGGCAAAAGCCUUGAAGAGGAAAGAGUUGGAAAAAGUUAGAGCGACAAAGAGAAAACCAGAUCGAGAGAUCGUAUGUUAUGUCGAGGCAGAACUGCCGAAAUCCAUAGAAGAACAAUUAUACGAAUUAAUGGCGAUGGUCGAUAAAGAACAGAAUCGAUUAGUUAAACCCGAGGAUAUUGCCAAAAUAGUUUAUCUCCGAGAUCAUUGUAUAAGCGAUCAUCAUUUACAACCAUAUGAUUAUACUAAUAUUGAAGCAGCGAAGAGGCGUAUCAUUGGUAAAUUGCAAGAACGCGAAGAUUUCGAGAAGAUAACGAAAAAUUUGGAGCCGGAAAUAAUCAAUGACUAUAAACAAAGUCUUCGAAGCGCGAUAGUGAGUUACAUUCUGAUGGACUCCGAUGAGUGUAAGCGUUUAUCUAUCGAGACGCUGCCUGUCGAACUUCCCAUUUUAUGUAUUCGCGCACCAGUACCUUGGCAUCAGUCCAAGGUCACGGCGGGUCAUUUCGUGCAGCACAAUCUUUUCAUCGGGAAUGAGAUAUUGAGGGACAUUCGCGAUCUAUGGUUUUCAAAAUAUUAUCAAAUGAGAAUAAUUCGCAUGCAAGAUUUCGGAACGUUUCCCAUUCCCGCUGCGGAAAUCGAGCCGCGAUUAAAUAACCUGUGUAACGCCGCCACCAACGUACUCGUAAAAGAAUGGCUGUCCGACGUGGCGGAGAUCUUCUUCGAGAAGAAAGACGUCUGGUCGCAAUAUUUCGAGACACGGCCCAACGCGUCAACUGUGUUGAUCGAGAAAUAUUUUCGCAGUGUCAAUUCUCUCUUGUCGAAGCAACUGCGAAUCAUGAUAAUAAAGACACUGGAAGACGUGAGAGACUUCUUCAUACGGUAUCGAGCUGGCAACGCGUUCGAAGGAGAUUACAAGGAUCUCAUGUUUCUCGAAACUCCUUUCAUAACAGUGAGAGUGGAACCGGAACUCGGCACGACGAAACUGUACUGCAAACCGAGCAUCCUGGAAUUACACACUAUAAUCUCGCGAUGUUUCAACAAGAUCAUUGCAGUGAGCACUAUGAUACCCAAGAUUGAAGUCAUCCUGUUUCCCGAAUUGAAGGACGCGGGUUUCCUGUUUCACAUCUUGCGAUUAGAAGAUUCGGUAUUGAAUAUAAUUACUGACAUAUUGGACAUCAUCAUUAAGCAUAUGCCUGGUCCCGAAAAUUACCUCACAUGCUAUCAAAACUUAUUGUAUAUUACGAGCGGUGUGGCUGAGAAAAAAUUAGAUAAUUUCUUUAGGGUUGAACCGGCACCAUUGCUGCGAGAAUUUGAGCAGCAGAUAAAAGCGUAUGACGCUCUGCGAAAGGAGAUUUGUAUGUUUCCAUGUAAAAUUCCGCUGAACAUGAUCGAGAUCGAUUGCAGCGUCGUGAACGACGCGAUGAGAGAAAUCCUGCACACGCUUCGCAGUAGAAUAUGCAAUUUUUUCGCGGACGAGCUGCGAGCCAAUAAUCGCGGCCUGUGCUCAAUCUUCGACGAGAUAGCGGAGAACAUCUCGAAGAUGCCGGAAACGACGCAGGAGGUCGUCGAGCUGUACAACUAUCUGUGCGAGAGCCGCGACACGACGAUGUUCAAUCUAAAAAGACGACUGUUUCGCUCGAUCGAACUGAUCUUGUUCCUGUUCAAUCACCAACCACCCACGAACGAAGACAUCCAGCUGAACUCGCGCGCCAUCACCUGGCCGAAGGAAAUGGAGACGGUGAUGGAAUUGGCGAGUAAGAGACUGAACAUGAGAAAGGACUUCCUGGAGACGGUGCUGCGCACGCGACGGGACACCUUCGAGAAGAAGACAGUCACUAUGCAACUGGUGAUUGAUCAAUUCAAGCGGAAGGAUCCGCCGGUCCUCACGAUGGAGGAAAUGGUGCAAGCCGUAGAGGAGGUCGAGCACAUGUCUGCGACCAUGGCGGAGAUUCGCAAGGAGGCCGAAGAGAUCAACGAAGAAGAGGGAUUACUGGAUAUAGAAUUAAGUCCGUAUGUGGAGCUGCCGACUAUGUCCGGCACGGUGGACACCUUCGACCGGCUCUGGCACACGGCUCUGGACUUCCAUCGAAACUACGACCGGUGGUUUUACGGCCCUUUCCUGGGUCUGGACGCGGAGCGCGUGCGCGACGAGACCGAGGAAACGUGGCGCGUUCUGUACAAGCUGUCGCGCGUACUCACAGACGUGCCGGGCGCCAGACGCGUCGCCGAGAUGGUGCGCGGCAAGGUGGAGAAGUUCCGGCAGUUCAUCCCGCUGUUGCAGGCCAUCUGCACGCCCGGGCUGCAGGCUCGGCACUGGGAGAGCAUCAGCAAGACCGUCGACGUGGCGAUAAUGCCCACGGACGUCAGCAAUCUGUCGGAGAUGCUCGAGCUCGGCCUGCUCGCUCACAUCGCCAAGCUGGAAGAAAUAGCGUCGGCGGCCACGAAGGAGCACACUCUGCAGCGCAAUCUGUACAAGAUGAAGGACGAGUGGCAGGAGGUGUACUUCGAACUCACACCCUAUCGCGAGACCGGAGUGUCCAUAUUAUCCGCCGUGGACGACAUACAAGUGCUGCUGGACGAUCACAUACUCAAAGCGCAGACCAUGCGCGGCUCGCCGUUCGUCAAAGCGUUCGAAGAGGAGAUGCAGCAGUGGGAAGAGAAGCUCAUACUGAUGCAGGACAUCAUCGAUCAGUGGCUGCUCUGCCAGGCCACGUGGAUGUAUCUCGAGCCGAUAUUCAGCAGCGAGGACAUCAUGCGCCAGAUGCCGACCGAAUCGCGCAACUUCCGCCGAAUCGACAAGAUCUGGCGCAACAUUAUGCUGUACGUGCAACAGAACAGACGAGUGAUCGACGCGACCGCGAUGCCGAACAUGCUGCAGGAGCUGAAGCUGUGCAACUUGCUGCUCGACGAAAUCCAGAAGGGCCUGAACGACUACUUGGAGAAGAAGCGUUUGUUCUUCCCGCGAUUUUUCUUUCUGUCAAAUGACGAACUACUGGAGAUCCUGUCUGAGACGAAAGAUCCGCAGCGGGUGCAGCCGCAUCUGCGCAAAUGCUUCGAGGGUAUCAACAGGCUGCGUUUCACCAAGGAGGAGGAGAUCAUCGGCAUGCUGUCAGCCGAGGAAGAAUACGUACCGCUGAGCGGCAAGAUCUAUCCGGCGGACGCAAAGGGCAUGGUGGAGAGAUGGCUGUGCCAGGUGGAGGAGCUCAUGACAAUCUCAAUGCGCGACAUCGCCGAGGAGAGCGUAAUCGCGUACUUCGAGACGGAGCGCGAGGAGUGGGUGCUUGCGUGGCCCGGUCAGAUCGUCAUCUGCGCCAGCCAGAUACAUUGGACCAACGAGGUGUACGACUCCUUCGAGAACCUCUCCACGGCAUCUUAUCUGCAAAAAUGCAACGAUCAGAUUGAGAAUAUUGUCAGCCUCGUGCGCGGAAAGCUCGACCCCGGCGCCAGAAUCACGUUAAACGCCCUGAUCGUGAUAGAUGUGCACGCGCGGGACGUGGUGAAGCUGCUGAUCGACAAACAGGUGGACGAUCCGUCGGACUUCAACUGGAUAGCUCAGCUGCGCUACUACUGGUUGGACGAUUGCAUCACCGUCUCCAUGAUCACGACCAACAUUAUGUACGCCUUCGAGUAUCUCGGCAACACGUCCAGGCUGGUAAUCACGCCGCUGACCGACCGAUGCUACAGAACCUUGAUGGGCGCGCUGAAGCUGAACCUCGGCGGCUCGCCGGAAGGCCCGGCGGGCACUGGCAAGACGGAAACGGCCAAGGAUCUCGCAAAAGCCGUCGCCAAGCAGUGCGUGGUGUUCAACUGCUCGGAAGGACUCGAUUUCAAGGCGAUGGGCAAGUUCUUCAAGGGCAUCGCUCAGUCCGGCGCCUGGGCGUGCUUCGACGAGUUCAACAGGAUCGAGCUGGAGGUGCUGUCCGUAAUCGCGCAGCAGAUACUCUCGAUACAGAUGGCUAUCAGCAUGAAGCUGGAGAAAUUCAUGUUCGAGGGCACCGAACUGAAGCUGAAUCCCACCUGCAACGUUAUCAUAACGAUGAACCCGGGCUACGCCGGGCGCCAGGAGCUGCCGGAUAAUCUGAAGGCGCUAUUUCGCACUGUAGCGAUGAUGGUGCCGGAUUACGCCAUGAUCGGCGAGAUCACCCUGUACUCGUACGGCUUCACCGACGCCAAGAGUCUCGCGGAGAAGAUCGUUCACACUUACAAAUUGUGCUCGGAGCAGCUGAGCUCGCAAAAGCACUACGAUUACGGCAUGCGAGCGGUCAAGACGGUGCUGAUAGCGGCCGGCAAUCUGAAGCUCAAGUAUCCGACGCGCGACGAGUCCAUCAUCGUUCUGCGCGCAAUCGUGGACGUUAAUCUGCCCAAGUUUCUGUCGCAGGAUGUUUCCCUCUUCAACGGUAUCUACACGGACCUCUUCCCGGACGUGCAGCUGCCCCAGCCGAACCGCGGCGAAUUGGUCGAGUUGCUGAAGAAGAAUCUGGAGAAGCGGAAUCUCCAGGCCACCGACUGGUACCUGGAGAAGAUCGUGCAGGUUUACGAGAUGAUACUCGUGCGACACGGUCUGAUGAUCGUCGGCGCGGCGCUGGGCGGCAAGACGCAGGCUUAUAGAGCAUUGGCGGAGUCCCUGGGCGAUUUGUCGGGGAUACGAAAAGCCACGAUGAGAGAGUAUCGCACUGUCUACCGAGUGAUCAAUCCCAAGGCUAUCAUGCUGGAUCAACUGUACGGCAGCUUCGACCCGGUGUCGCACGAGUGGAGCGACGGCGUGCUAGCGAACACGUUUCGCGAAUUCGCGCAGUCCAUCGCCGUGGAGCGCAAGUGGAUCGUCUUCGACGGUCCGGUGGACGCGAUCUGGAUCGAGAGCAUGAACACCGUGCUGGACGAUAACAAAAAGUUGUGCCUCAUGUCCGGCGAGAUUAUACAGAUGUCCGGCAGAAUGAACAUGAUGUUCGAGACGGCCGACCUCGAACACGCCUCGCCGGCCACCGUCAGCAGAUGCGGCAUGAUUUACAUGGAGCCCUCUCAGUUGGGCUGGAUGCCCAUUUUUGAAUCCUACAAGAAGCAUCUAAAGGAGAAAUUGUUGUACGAGCAGUACGAACUCGUCGUCGAAUUGGUCGAGUGGUUGACAGAACCGAUAUUGUGUUUUAUUCGACAAAAUUGCAAGACUUUUAUAGAUAUGUCGGAAAUUCACAUGUUUUUGUCUUUUACACAAGUAUUCAGUAUGAUGCUGGCAGAUGAAACGCAAGUGAGCACAAUGUGGCUUCAGUGCGUAUUACUCUUUAGCAUGGUUUGGGGCAUGUGCUCGACAUUGACGAGCGAUAGUAGAAAAACGUUUGACGUGUAUCUGCGAAGAUUACUGCUCGGCAACAUCGAAGAAUAUCCCAAGCCGAAAGCGUUCAAGUUGACGAAACCACAAAUUUUUGCCGACAAAGGUUCAGUAUACGAUUGGAUUUUCGACAAAAGAAACAACGGAUGCUGGAUAUCCUGGAUGGACACUAUGCAGCAGGUAUCUUUACCGGCAACGGCGAAGGUCAGCGAGUUGAUCAUUCAGACGACCGAGAUGUCCAUUCAGCAUUUUUUCAUGAAGAAAUUCAUGCAGAGAUCAGUGCCGGUUUUGUUUGUGGGCCCGACUGGCACCGGCAAGUCUGCGAUUGUGCUGGAUUAUUUGAUGUCGCUGCCUCGAGAAAAGUUUCUGGAGAACGUUAUAAACUUCAGCGCGCGUACCAGCGCGCCGCAGACGCAAGAGAUAGUGAUGUCAAAGUUGGACAGAAGGAGAAAGGGAGUGUACGGUCCCGCGAUGGGAAAGAAGUGCGUAUUGUUCGUGGACGACCUCAGCAUGCCGCAGGUGGAAAUCUACGGCGCUCAACCGCCGAUAGAGUUACUUCGUCAAUGGAUAGAUCAAGGAUACUGGUUCGAUCCGAAGGACACGUCGAUGUUGCAGCUGGUGGAUAUGCUGCUGAUCGCAGCCAUGAUACCGCCCGGAGGCGGCUCGAACGUCGUGACGCCACGAUUCACCCGACACAUGUAUGUGGUCGGCAUCGAUUCCUUCGAGGAAGCCACGAUGACGAAGAUCUUCUCGUCGAUUCUCGACUGGCACUUCGCCAAGGGCUUCGUCGUGGAGGUUUCGCGGCUGAGCAGGAUGGUCGUGACCGCCACGUUGAACGUAUUCCUCGCGGCAAUCAAAAACUUCCUCCCGACGCCGUCGAGAAGCCACUACAAGUUCAACCUGCGCGACUUCAGUCGAGUUAUCUGCGGCGUUCUUCUGGUCCCGGCUGCCAGAAUGCGGGAUCCCGACAAGCUCAUCAGGCUGUGGAUUCACGAGGUGUACCGAGUGUUCCACGAUAGAUUGAUAGACGACACCGAUCGCGAGACGCUGUUCAAGAUGGUGCGGCACACGUGCUAUGAUCAGCUUCGUCAGCCGUUGGACAAGGUGCUCGCCGGUUUGCUGAAACCGGGCGAGAAAAUGAUCACGAGCUCUCACAUAUGUGACCUCUUCUUCGGGAAUUACAUCGAGCCGGACGCCGAGCCAAAGGUGUACGACGAGGUGACGGAUCGCGAGAAUCUUCAGGAGAAAAUGGACUACUAUCUGACCGAGUACAACGCGGUGUCGCAAACGCCGAUGAACUUAGUGCUGUUUCGAUACGCCGUUGAGCACAUCUCUCGCGUUUCCCGGGUGUUAUUGCAGGAUAAGGGUCACGCUCUGCUGGUUGGAGUGGGCGGUUCCGGUCGCAACUCCUGCGCCCGACUGGCGACUAGCAUGUGUGAAUACCUGAUAUACCAAAUCGAGAUCACGAAGAUGUACGGACCGGCCGAGUGGCGAGAAGAUUUGAAGAACUUGUUGCUACGCGUUGGCUGCGACGGCAAACCCACCGCGUUCCUCUUCGGCGAUCAUCAAAUUAAGGACGAGUCCUUCAUCGAGGAUAUCAGCAUGGUCCUGAACACCGCCGACGUACCGAAUUUGUACGUAGUGGAAGAGAAGGCGGAGAUACUAGACAAAAUGAUGACUGUGGCGCGAGACACGAGCGGCGGGCGAAAAGUAGAAACGACGCCGAUGGCGCUUUACAAUCUUUUUAUCGAACGGAUAAAAAAAAAUCUACACAUAAUUCUAACAAUGUCGCCGAUCGGCGACACCUUCCGGAACCGCCUCAGGAUGUUCCCGUCGCUCAUCAACUGCUGCACAAUCGACUGGUACACUCUGUGGCCGGAGGACGCUCUCGAGAGAGUAGCCAGGACAUCUCUAAGGGAUCUGGACAUCGGCUCGGAGUUGCGAGAAAAGUGCGUACAGAUAUGCAAGCAGUUUCACACGAGCGUGUCUGUGACGAGCGAGGAUUACUAUCUGACGUACGGCAGACGGUACUACGUCACGCCGACGAGCUUCCUGCAGCUGAUCAAAUCUCUGUACAGACUGUACGGGCAGAAAAUAGAGCAGAUCACGGUGCAGCAGAACCGCUACGAGACCGGCCUGGAAAAACUGGACUUCGCCGCCGGCCAGGUGACGGUUAUGCAGGAUGAGCUGCAGCAGCUUCAGCCGAAAUUACUGGCGCAAUCGCAACUGAGCGACAAGCUGAUGAUCCGCAUCGAACAAGACACCAUCAAUGUGGAAGCGAAAAAGGAAAUCGUGGCGGCUGACGAAGCUCUGGCGAACGAAGCGGCCGCAGCGGCUCAGGCGAUCAAGGACGACUGCGAGAGCGACCUGGCGGAAGCCACACCAGCGCUGGAAGCUGCCCUCGCUGCGUUGGACACCUUGAAACCGGCGGAUAUCACGAUCGUGAAGGCGAUGAAGAGCCCGCCGGCCGGCGUUAGAUUAGUCAUGGAGGCGGUUUGCGUGCUGAAGGGCGUGAAACCGGACCGAGUUCAGGAUCCGACCACCGGCCAGAUGGUAGACGACUACUGGCCCGCGUCCAUCAAGAUUCUAGGCGAUAUGAAGUUUCUGGAGAGCUUGAAAAACUUCGACAAGGACAACAUUCCGCCUGCGUACAUGAAGCGCAUCCGCGAGAAGUUUAUGAAUCAUCCGAGCUUUCAACCGGAAGCGAUCAAGAAGGUCUCCACCGCGUGCGAGGGUCUGUGCAAGUGGGUACGCGCGAUGGAGGUGUACGAUCGCGUGAUUAAGGUCGUGGCGCCGAAGAAGGCGAUGCUGGCGGAAGCCGAGGCGGCGCUGGCCGCGCAAAUGGAGACGCUCAACGCCAAGCGGACGCUCCUGCAGGAAGUGACGCAGAAACUGCAGUCGCUGAACGACGAGUUCGCCGAGUGUAUGCGCGAGAAGAAGAAGCUUGAAGAUCAAAUCGAUUACUGCACGCAGAAAUUGGAACGAGCGGAGAAGCUGCUGGGCGGUCUGAGCGGCGAGAAGGACAGAUGGAGCGAAACCGCCGGCAAAUUGGGCGCCAGUCUCGACAACGUGAUCGGGGACGUUCUGCUGUCAUCGGGAAUGGUGGCUUAUCUAGGGGCGUUCACGGUGGAGUACAGAAAUAAAUUGAUCAACGAGUGGCACGCCUCUUGCGUGGAAGCGGCGAUACCGUGCGGCGCGAGGUUCAAUCUGAUCGACAUAUUAGGCGAACCGGUGGAGAUCAGAAGCUGGACUAUUCAUGGCCUGCCAGCCGACAACUUCUCCGUGGAGAACGGGAUAAUCGUAAAGCACGCCGAUCGAUGGCCGCUCAUGAUCGACCCUCAGAAUCAGGCGAACAAGUGGGUGAAAAAUAUGGAGAAGCCCAACAAAUUGGCAGUGAUUAAACUCACGGAUCCGAAUUACGCGAGGGUGAUGGAAAUGUCUAUUCAACUAGGCAUUCCGGUGCUACUGGAGAACAUUGUCGAAGAGAUCGAUGCAAUUCUAGAACCCGUGCUGCUGAAGAACGUAUACAAGCAACGCGGAAUAUUAUACAUGAAGUUCGGCGAGGUCGUAUUGGAGUACAACUCGAAUUUUCGAUUUUACAUCACCACGCGUCUGCGAAAUCCGCAUUAUCUGCCUGAGAUCGCGGUGAAGGUGACAUUGCUGAACUUCAUGAUCACGCCGCAGGGUCUGCAGGAUCAAUUGUUGGGCAUAGUCGUGGCGAAGGAGCUGCCGACGCUGGAGGAGAAGAAGAAUCAGCUGAUCGUGGAGGGCGCGAACAAUCGAAGGAUCCUGAAGGAGAUCGAGGACAAAAUCCUGGAGGUCCUCACGACGUCGGAGGGCAACAUUCUCGAGGACGAGACCGCCAUCAAGAUACUCUCGACGUCGAAGACGCUGUCGGAGGACAUUCAGGCGAAGCAGCAGGUCGCGGUGAAGACUUCGGCGGAAAUAGACACGGCUCGCAACGGCUACGCGCCCGUCUCGAAGCACGGCGCGGUCCUCUUCUUCUGCAUCUCCGAGCUCGCCAACAUCGAUCCCAUGUAUCAGUAUUCGCUACCGUGGUUCAUUCAUCUCUACGUCAUGGCGAUAACUCACAGCGGACGAUCCAAGGAUCUGGACUUGCGGAUGAGCAGUCUCAAUUCGUACUUUACGGCGAGCAUCUAUAGAAACGUGUGCCGCUCUCUCUUCGAGAAAGACAAGCUGAUAUUCUCUCUGGUUCUCUGCGCCGGUUUGAUGCGAGCUUCUCAGAAGUUGGAGGAGGAUCUCUGGGUCUUUCUGUUGACAGGUGGAGUCGCUCUGGACAAUCCUUAUCCCAAUCCCGACUCCUCAUGGCUGUCCGAGAAAUCCUGGUCCGAAGUCGUCAGAGCCAGUCUUCUGCCGGGUCUCGAAAAGCUGAGAGAGUCCUUUCAGACCAACAUAUCGCGGUGGAAGGUGUAUUACGAUCUGCCGAAUCCGCAGGACCAUCCUUUCCCACCGCCGUUCGAGCACGAGGACGAGAGCUUGAGGAAACUCGUGAUCCUGAGAUGCGUACGGACGGACAAGCUAGUCAGCGCCGUGCAGGCUUUCGUCAUUCGUCACAUGGGCACGCCGUUCGUCGAACCGCCGCCCUUCGAUCUUCAGAGCUCCUACGACGACUCAAGCAACGUUACGCCUCUCAUCUUCGUGCUCUCGCCCGGCUCGGAUCCGAUGGCCGGCCUGAUCAAAUUCGCCGAGGAUCGCGGGAUUUCGAAGAGGAACCUGAUGACGAUAUCGCUGGGUCAGGGCCAGGGACCGAUCGCGACCGGCAUGAUCGAGCGAGGCAUCAAGAGCGGCGAGUGGGUCAUUCUACAGAACUGUCAUCUCGCCAUUUCCUGGAUGAAGGAGCUCGAUCGGAUAUGCGACGAGGUCAUCGUGCCCGAAAACGCGCAUUCGAACUUCCGGAUCUGGCUGACGAGCUAUCCAGCCAAGGGAUUCCCGGUGUCUAUACUGCAAAACGGCGUCAAGAUGACGAACGAGCCGCCGAAGGGGCUGAAGAGCAAUCUGUUGCGAAGUUAUCUGAACGAUCCCAUCUCGGAUCCCAAGUUCUUCCGCGAGUGCACGAAGAUGGUGGAAUGGCGGAAGUUGCUGUUUUCCCUCUGCUUCUUCCACGCGGUGGUGCAGGAGAGACGGAAUUUCGGUCCGCUCGGUUGGAACAUACCUUACGAGUUCAACGAGUCUGAUUUACGCAUCAGUAUUCUACAAUUGCAACUAUUCUUGAACGAUUAUCUCGAAAUACCAUUCGAUGCGCUCAUAUACUUAACGGGAGAAUGCAACUACGGCGGCAGAGUGACCGAUGAUAAGGAUAGACGUUUGCUGAACUCGCUGCUGAAGAACUUUUAUAAUCCUGACGUUGUUAUAAUUAAUAAAUAUUCCUUUUCACCGAGUGGCAUUUAUCACAUGCCGGAAGACACCGAUUACGAAGAAUGCCUGAAAUAUAUUCGCAGCUUACCUAUCAAUCAGCUACCGGAAGUUUUCGGUUUGCACGAGAACGCGGACAUAGCGAAGGAUAAUCGGGAAGCGAUGCAGUUGUUGGCCGGUGCGCUUUUGACCCAACCGCAAAUCAGCGGAGUAGGCGUCGAAAAAGACACAGACGAAAUGGUUUCUGUUCUGGCCAGUGAAAUCCUAUCGAAGAUGCGACCGCAAUUCGACAUUGAAUACGUGUCGAGCAAAUAUCCGGUGCUUUACAUGAAUAGCAUGAACACGGUGUUGCGCCAGGAACUUGUUAGAUUCAACGAACUCACUGUAGUCAUCAAGGAAACGUUGAGCAAUGUACAGAAGGCCAUUAAAGGGCAAGUGCUAAUGUCGCCAGAAUUGGAGGAAGUCUAUGUUAGUAUGAGCAUCGGUAAAGUACCGCUCGCUUGGGAUAGGAAAUCGUAUCCCUCGCUAAAACCUCUUGGCAGCUACGUAAACGAUCUGCUAGCAAGGCUGCAGUUUCUGCAAGAUUGGAUCGACCACGACGUACCUAACGUCUUUUGGAUAUCCGGCUUUUUCUUCACACAAUCGUUUCUGACGGCGGUGCUGCAGAAUUAUGCUCGCAAACACAAGAUACCGAUCGAUCAUCUGGACUUCGAAUUCGAGAUCACUCCGUUCGAGACGAGCGUCGAUGCCGCUCCUUCUUACGGCGUUUAUACAAUCGGUCUUUUCUUGGAAGGAGCUCGGUGGAACAGAAAGAAGAGAUUGCUAGACGAAUCCAAGCCCAAGAUAAUGUUCGACGUUCUACCUGUUAUAUGGCUAAAGCCCGGCAUAAAGGCCAAAUUUGAUAUAAAAGAUGUCUACCAUUGUCCGGUGUACAAAACGAGCGCUAGACGCGGCGUAUUGGCUACUACCGGGCAUUCCUCCAAUUUUAUACUUUAUAUACUGAUUCCGACGGAUCUAGAUGAAUCACAUUGGAUCAACCGAGGUGUGGCUGCUCUUUGUCAACUCGAUGAUUAAAAACUGAUAAGUUAUGGCUUAUCGAUAUGAUGAGGAGUGAUAUAAAUAGCAUCCCGGAUAAUAUCUAUAGCUGGAUCAUCCUGUGAGAAACUGAAAGUGACCAAACGAGGGGCAGGUAAGAAUCCGAAAAAUGUCAAUAAAAUGCGUGUGAUAAGAAUACGCUUGGAAUGGCUUGUUUCGGUAUCUUUUGUUAAUCCUGAAACUGGUUAUUCUGUAUUUUACCUACAAAAACAGAAUUAUAUUUAUAUUUCAAGGAUAACCACAGAAUACCAAUUCCAUAGGAAAAAAUACAUUGUUUUACAUUCCUCCGACAUACUGUUAAGAAUUAGAAAUGUGCGGAUUCACGUGUGAGAGAACUGCAUGUAACGCAUACUAAUUAUACACAGAAAAGAAUCAUCUCGAUUUAUGAUCUCAUUAUGUGAAAAAAAGAAAGAUACAGGAUCUUUCAGAAAGAAUCUCUUAGGGUUCGACGAUAUUAUUCAAUUUUAAAAUCGUUAGAGGUAAGAUUCAGAAAUGUUAUAAAAAUAUGAUAUUCGUGACGAAAAAUAGUUUCAAACACGUAAUUAAUCAUUUGAUCAAACUUCAGAGAUUUGUAUGUAAUGUGUUUGUGUUUGUGAUUUCACUUAUCGCUACUGGUAUUUAGAUCGAAACGAUUAAACGCGAUGUCAUAGUUUCAACCACUUUCACAUGCAAGAAAGUAGUUGUUUAUUUACGACAGACUAUUUUAUAGUAAACAGCGUGGAAUUAAUUCUCGUUUGCGCUUUAAAAAUUAUCAGUAUACUUCACAUAAUAUUGAUCGCAUUAGCUGCUUAUAAUGUACAGUAUUAUCAUCGUUACAGGCCACAAGUUCAAGUAAAUUUUGACUUCAAAAUAAGAUAUUUUUGUCAACUUUGUUACAACACAGAUAUUUUUUG
Linepithema humile (Argentine ant) is the source of this 13373-nucleotide messenger RNA. It is a transcript of the gene Dnah3, whose product is annotated as dynein heavy chain 3, axonemal. Gene Ontology annotation, biological process: microtubule-based movement. Gene Ontology annotation, cellular component: dynein complex. The record is from RefSeq and is a predicted model, not a curated record. Lineage: Eukaryota; Metazoa; Arthropoda; Insecta; Hymenoptera; Formicidae. Gene Ontology annotation, molecular function: minus-end-directed microtubule motor activity; ATP hydrolysis activity; dynein light intermediate chain binding.